Molecule: messenger RNA, 569 nt
Organism: Juglans regia (Persian walnut)
Lineage: Eukaryota; Viridiplantae; Streptophyta; Magnoliopsida; Fagales; Juglandaceae
Product: adenylylsulfatase HINT3-like
Exons: 2
Coding region: 246-554 (102 amino acids)
Biological process (GO): purine ribonucleotide metabolic process; sulfur compound metabolic process
Molecular function (GO): adenylylsulfatase activity
Source: RefSeq, a predicted model, not a curated record
UAAUAAAGCAAAGCAGGGCUAACCAAACGCCCCCUAUCUCGACCACAGCGCCACCAGGGCCACGCUAAACCUCCAUCCUCUCAAGAAAUUACUGAAUACUCGAACAGAAAGGAGGAAAAACCCACGGUUUUGGUUUGUUUCUCUGCCUUCUCAGAUCAGAAUCUCACUUUAGAAAGUUCUGGAAAUCAUGGGCAUAGCCACAUCCACAGCCAGUGAUUCUGUCAGAAGGUUCGGUUUCGCUUGACAUGGAGGCACGGAGGCUCGCCAUUCUCUCUUCCCAUAUCUGCCCUCUCGGUUCCAGUCAGCCUCGGGGUCGGACUCGCAUCCCACUUUUUUCAACCCUCUCCUUUUCCGAUUGCGCUUCUGAUUCGGAUGAGACUAAGCGGUUGCGUGAUUCACAGAAGAAGGUUCAGCAAAACGACUGCGUUUUCUGCAAGAUUGUGUGCGGUAAAUCACCAGCUCUCAAGCUCUAUGAAGAUCAUGCAUCCAAGGUUCAAUUUAUCAGUCUAUUGCUAGGUGUGUUUCAUUUUACUUUGGGGUUCACUGUGGUUUAAUGUUCACCUCUUAAU